UCUAUUCUUUGCUCAAAUCACUAGUUAACAAAGAGAUGACUAUUAAUUGCUGAAUAAGAAAUGAAGUAAUUAUCACAAGUUGGAAACAGAAAUAAAAAUCUAAAAAGAAAUUGACAUCUCAUCAGCUGGUAAUAUUUUAGUCUUCUAAAAAAUUCUCUACUUCAAGUAAUUCUUCUCUUGCAUAUCAUACAAGAAUUUGCAGCUGGUUCUCAAACUAGUGGAGAUGGAGAAAGCGCCUCGGAAACCCAUUUUUUGUUCGACUCCAGUUACCUUUCUAGUUGUCCUUUCUUUGCUGUAUAUUGAUCUUUUUUGGGCCAAUUUUAUUUCAUUUGAUCGACGGAAGAAAGACUGCUCUAAUUCAGAAACCAUUUUCAACAAUAGAAAGAUCAUCAAUGAAACAGAUGAAGAAAAGCAGAACUCCCUGGAUUUUCUCUUCUCAAGCCUCCUGACAGGGGAAGAUCGGUCGAAGCUAAAAGCUACUGGAUUUGCAUGUAACACGGCUGUUCAUUCGAUCCAUUGUGUUACGAAUCGACCUGUAAUGAUCGACACAAGAACCAUGACAGUUUAUAUUCCCUCUGAUCAGCCUGUUCAAGAAACUGUGAUUAAGCCAUAUUCUCGGCAAGAAGAUCAUAAUCUUCUCAAAAUUGUGACACCGGUCAAGAUUUUGCACGGGAACACGACGCCACCAGUUUGUCAACACAACCACGAAAUCCCUGCUGUGAUCUUCUCAUCUAGUGGCUUUGUGGGCAAUGUAUUCCAUGAAAUCAAUGAAAUCAUCAUCCCUUUGUAUAUUACUAGUAAAAACUUUAAAUCCCGCCUUUUGUUCAUCCUUGAGGACUACAAGCAGUCAUUUCUAAGCAAAUAUGGUAAGGUAAUCUCUCGUUUAUCGUCCUAUGAGGUGAUGAAUCCGGCUGCAGAUCAAAGUGUGCAUUGUUUUCCUGGAGCUGUAGUCGGACUUAUGUUUCACGGCCAUCUGUCUUUGAAUUCGAGCGAUGUCCCUAAAGGCCAUUUGAUGCGCGAGUUAAGGCAGUUUCUUCGACAGGCAUUUAAUCUCAAGUUUAGCCAUGUAUCCCAGAUCAAAAGGCCAACGUUAAUGCUUUUAUCUCGUAGAACGACAAGAAGAUUUUUGAACGAAGAUGAAAUGGUUGCAAUGAUGGAAGACUUAGGCUUUCGAGUAAUUGUAGUUGCAAGAGCAAAAGUAGUAUCGAAUUUGAACAUAUUCGCCAAUCUGAUAAACUCGUGCAAGGUGUUCGUGGCUGCACACGGUGCUGGCCUAACAAAUGAGUUGUUCUUGCCUGAUGGUGCAGUCAUGGUUCAAGUUGAUCUGGUUGGCCUAGAAUGGGCAGGGGCGACCUAUUAUGGGAACCCGGCUCAGGCAAUGGGGGUGCAUUACUUGCGAUAUAAGAUCGAGCCAGAGGAGAGUUCACUUUUGAAAGUCUUCGGACGAAAUCAUACGGUAAUGACGGAUCCCAGAUCGGUCCACGACCCAUUAGGCAAGGAAGCGUAUCUUAACGGUCAAAAUGUAAGAAUCAAUCUUGCAAGGUUUCGGGAGACAUUAGUAGAAGCACUUAGUCUUGUUGGAGAUUCGACUCUAUGAUUUUACGCGUAAGUGAGGAUUCAUGUCUUGAGUCGAGCAAUCAGGCAAAUGUAUCAAUGUGUUGCUCACUACAUAUCAGGCAAGUGCAAGUAUGAUGAAAAACAAUUCAAGUGCAGAUUUUCUUUAUGAAAUGAUGCAGAUUUCAACUUUCUUAUAAGAAGCAUUUAGGCAAGCAAUUUCACAUUUAUCAUUGUGGCUAGUGUAGAAUUCCUCAUUGAUCUGCAAUUAAAUGAAGAUGGAACCAGCAUCAAGUUGUGGAGCUUAAUUAUUCUCUGUCGUACACAUAUGAUUAGAGAUAGUUUAGAAUUUUCACAUUUGUAAUUUCGAUUUUGUCCCAGAAAAGGAGAGUUGUCAUUAGGGUUUUGAAUAAUCAUUAAAAAAGAAAAAGAAAGGUUAGAGAAGAUAGGGUGUACUAUUUUUCUCUCGUAAACUUCUUUUCAUUAUGGUGAAUUGCAGAUACGGUAUACGAAAACGUAGUUUCCCAUUGAA
Olea europaea var. sylvestris is the source of this 2086-nucleotide messenger RNA. RefSeq lists its product as uncharacterized. Bases 224 to 1597 code for a protein of 457 amino acids. The record is from RefSeq and is a predicted model, not a curated record. Lineage: Eukaryota; Viridiplantae; Streptophyta; Magnoliopsida; Lamiales; Oleaceae. Gene Ontology annotation, molecular function: glycosyltransferase activity. The transcript has 3 exons.